Ceutorhynchus assimilis (cabbage seed weevil) is the source of this 1824-nucleotide messenger RNA. The record is from the annotation of a GenBank genome assembly. Lineage: Eukaryota; Metazoa; Arthropoda; Insecta; Coleoptera; Curculionidae.
CACUGACUGACUUCACUUUAACUGGUACCACGUCGCCGUACCGUACUGUAACGUCCUGCAUUUAUAAUUUAAAAAUUCUAGCCACAUAAAAAUAAAUGUUAACAUAAUAAUUAUUUCCACUUAUCUUUGAAAGAGAUAUUUAUUUUAAUUUAUCCAUAAACCGUUCAACGUUCUACUCAGCUGGUUGAAUUUGUUAUUCCUAUUGAUUCUCGACGUUCUGCAGUGCGUUUUAUUGUCGUUAUUUAUUUAUUUAUAAUUGUUUUACAUUUUUUAUUCAAGUCGGUGCGCCGAAUUAUGGAAUAUAGUGACGUCGAAUUCGAACAUAUCAGUGUGACAGUUAACGAAAAUGAUCUUGAAAGUGGAGCUUUGAAGAUAUUGCAAGUUAUACGACCAGAAUGGCCAGUUGCCAGUGUUAGAUUUAAGCUGUUAACAGAUGGUAUCACGAACAAACUCAUAGGCUGUCUUCCAGAGGAUGCACCUGAGAACGAGACGGUACUUAUCCGAGUUUAUGGCAACAAAACUGAUCUACUCAUCGAUAGGAAAGCUGAAACAAGGAACAUCCUUGUCCUCAGCAAACAAGGUCUGGCUCCAAAUCUUUAUGCCACUUUUGAAAACGGACUGGCAUAUAGGUUUCAGCCUGGAUGUACCUUGAACAAAGAAACUGUCCGGAACCCCAAAAUAUACAAUCUGGUAGCAAGGAGAAUGGCAAAACUACAUAAAGCCAAUGUUGAAGAAGAAGAAAAUCCUAAACCGUUUAUUUGGAAGAAAACUAGGGACUUUUUGAAUUUAGUUCCUGAGACAUUUUCGUGUGCAAAGACACAGAGAAGAUAUGUGGAAAUGCGUCUUCCAUCGCAAACGGACCUAAACGAAGAAAUAAUUGAUUUACAAAUGGCUUUGGAGAAAGUUGAUUCACCAACUGUGUUUUGCCACAAUGAUUUACUUUUGGGAAACGUGGUUUUUACGGAAAAUGAAAAUAACGUUACUUUUAUCGAUUACGAAUAUGCGGCUUUUAAUUACCAGCCUUUUGAUAUUGCUAAUCAUUUUGCUGAGUUCGUAGGUAUUGAUGUAUUAAAAGUAGAUUACAAAUCAGACUUUCCGUCCAAAGAGCUGCAAAUAGACUGGAUAAAAAUAUAUUUACAAGAAUUCCUCGAAAGAGAACCAGAAGAAAAAGAAAUCGAAGCGUUGUACAUAAAUACCACAAGAUUUGUCUUGGUGUCGCAUAUAUUUUGGGGUAUUUGGGCCCUAAUACAAGCUGAACAUUCCACUAUUGAUUAUGAUUUUUUGAUGUUUGCUAAAGUCCGAUUAGACGAAUACUUUGCCAGAAAAAAAGAGUUUUUAGCUUUGAAGGUUCCUGGAAAUAAUGCAAAACUUUAAUCACAGUCUCAGGCUUGGAUUUGAUAUACUCACACAAAUAAUAAAGCAAAACUUGAGUAGAAUAUUUGUAAGAAAUUCUUAUUUUUAUGAUAGAUAUUAUUUUUAUGCUAGCAAGUUGAUCGAACAUAAAAUAGAAUUUUGUAUGCACUAGUAAACCUUAUUUUUUGAAGACAUUUUAGUCUUUUCUUCAGUUUUUGUUAAUUCUGUAACCUGUAACAUAUCUGCGUCUGUCUUAAUUUGUUUAGCUUUAGAAAGGCUACACGCCAAUUUUUACAUUACCAUUGACAAUUUACCUCCUUUUAGACAAUAAAAAUGUUAAAUGUUUAGUGUUAGUGUAGUUCAAAUUUUGUCACUAUUUCUUAGUUUAGCUCAUAUUCAUUUGAUUGUUAAAUUUGAUUGGUAAAUUUUAUAAAUAGACAAUAUUUUAUUAAAAUGUGUUUGUCACACUCA